CUUCUAUUUACACAUUAGUAACGCCUAAAUGUUAUACCAUUUUCCUUCGUUUUAUUAAUUCCAAUUUUCAUCUUUAUAUAUUUAAUUGAGGAAAUGGAUGACUUAGAGGAAUUGGAGUACCUGUCUCUGGUUUCAAAGGUUGCCUCUGAAAUAAAAAAUCAUACUGGGAUUGAUGAUAAAACUCUUUCUGAAUUUGUAAUAAACUUGUACGAGCAUUCCAAGACUUAUGAUGAAUUUAAGGAAAACGUCCUAGCAUCAGGAGGAGAGUUUGCAGAGUCAUUUUUACAAAACAUCGCUAGAUUAAUUCGGGAAUUACAUCCAAAGCUGAAGGCGAAAGCUCAAGAUGAUAUCGUUGAUCAAAAUAAAAUUACAGAGCCUAAUUUAACGUCUAAGAGGGAUGAUGUGGGUCGAAAGCGGGAGUUGUUUCCUGGUCUAAGUAUUCCCGAUCAUAGUAAUCUUGAAAAGUCUAAUGAAGACAGUGAUUUAAUGAAUGAUACGAUGAACGAAUUAAAUCAGCUGGCCAGCUCUUCUCGUUCAAGAAGGCUGGAUAACUCUAGGAACAGUUCAUACAGAGAAAGAUCAAGAAGCCCUCCUCCCUCUUACCGUGGUCGGGAUCGAUCUCCCACUGACCGGUAUAUACCUAAUCGCCCUCGCGAUGGUGGUUCUGCUUCUCGACGUCGAAAAACGAAUGCUUAUAGCGGGUUCCCCAAACUACAUGAAAUAUACCCUGGUAUUGUUUCUAGUAUAAAGGAUUUUGGUGCUUUUGUAACACUAGACGGCUUUUCCCAAAGAACAGAUGGUUUGGUGCAUGUAUCUAAUUUAAUGGGUGGCCGACGUGUUGAGCAUCCCUCUGAUGUUGUAUCAUAUGGACAACCUGUUUUAGUUAAGGUUACCCGGGUAGACGAAGCUAGUAAAAGGAUAGGCCUCUCCAUGAAAGAGGUUGAUCAGGUUACUGGAGAGGAUUUAAAGCCGAAAACUGAUGACAAUGCCGUUUAUCGUGGUACUGGGGCUAACUCAGUGGGUUUAAACGGGGACGGGGAUCAGAAAAAUGGACAGGGAUCUGAUUUCUUUGAUCCCGGUAGGAACAAUGGAAGAAAGAGACUGACAUCUCCUGAGAUUUGGGAACUACAACAGUUGGCUGCUUCAGGAACAAUCUCAUUAUCGAGUAUUCCUGGGUUUCAGGAGGAUUUUACUACCUUUAAUAACCCUGAGUUGAAGCCUGAGGAUGAUGAAGAUGUUGAAAUUGAAUUACGUGAUGAAGAACCUAGAUUCCUAGCUGGUCAAACAAAGCUCUCCCUUAAGCUUUCUCCUAUAAAAGUUUUAAAAGCGCCUGACGGAUCUUUAUCUCGAGCUGCAAUGCAAGGGCAAGUACUAGCUAGUGACCGUCGAGAAAUGCGUCAGAAAGAAACGCGCUUACAAAGCGAAAAAGAACUAGAAAAACAAGACUUAUCUUUGGUCUGGAAUGAUACAAUGGCCCGUCCGGAAGAUAAGAAAUUUGCUCAGGAUAUACGCAAUACAGCUGCUAAACAAAUGACUACUCAGGCUCCCAGCUGGCGACAAUCUGCAAAGGGUCCUGAUAUAUCAUACGGAAAGAAGACGUCUUUAAGUAUGAAAGAACAAAGAGAAAACCUCCCUGUCUUUAAACUUCGGAAGGCGUUUUUAGAAGCCGUUUUCAAAAACCAAGUUUUAGUUUUGUUGGGUGAGACAGGCUCCGGUAAAACUACUCAAAUCUCCCAAUACCUAGCUGAAGAGGGGUAUACGGAUAAUAGGAAAAUAGUCGGUUGUACUCAGCCAAGACGUGUUGCUGCUAUGUCAGUUGCGAAGCGUGUUGCUGAAGAAGUUGGAUGUCGAGUUGGAGAAGAAGUUGGUUAUACCAUUCGUUUCGAGGAUAAGACAAGUAGAAUGACUCAAAUUAAAUACAUGACAGAUGGUAUGCUUCAGCGUGAAUGUUUGGUUGAUCCACUCUUGAAAAAAUAUUCUGUUAUAAUUCUUGAUGAAGCACAUGAAAGAACGGUUGCUACUGAUGUUUUGUUUGGAUUGCUAAAACAUACGGUAACGAAAAGACCUGAUCUGAAGCUAAUUGUUACAUCUGCCACAUUAGACGCAGAACGGUUCUCCUCUUAUUUUCAUAAAUGUCCUAUUUUUACAAUUCCUGGCCGCUCUUAUCCUGUUGAAAUUUUAUAUGCUAAGCAACCAGAAAGUGACUAUCUCGAUGCAGCACUAUUAACCGUAAUGCAAAUACAUUUGACUGAAGGCCCAGGUGAUAUUUUGGUAUUUUUGACAGGACAAGAGGAAAUCGAUACCAGCUGUGAAAUUCUCCAUGAAAGAACAAAAAUGCUAGGGGACUCUGUACCUGAAUUGGUUAUUCUACCCGUGUAUUCUGCGCUUCCUUCUGAAACACAAAGUCGUAUUUUCGAACCUGCUCCUCCAGGAGGAAGAAAGGUAGUUAUUGCUACAAAUAUCGCAGAGACAAGUUUGACAAUUGAUGGAAUUUACUAUGUGGUCGAUCCUGGUUUUGUAAAGCAAAGUUGUUUUGACCCAAAGUUAGGUAUGGAUUCUCUUGUAGUUACUCCAAUUUCGCAGGCACAAGCUAGACAAAGAAGCGGACGUGCAGGGCGUACAGGACCCGGAAAGUGUUAUCGUUUAUACACUGAAAAUGCUUUCCAGAAUGAGAUGCUACCUAGUCCGGUUCCUGAGAUUCAACGUCAAAAUCUUUCUUAUACAAUCCUUAUGCUAAAAGCCAUGGGAAUUAAUGAUCUGCUGAACUUUGACUUUAUGGAUCCACCGCCAGCGCAGACGAUGGUUGCGGCUUUGCAGAACUUGUAUGCAUUAUCGGCUCUGGAUGACGAAGGAUUGUUAACACCGUUGGGUCGCAAAAUGGCUGACUUUCCUAUGGAGCCACAAUUAUCAAAGGUUUUGAUUACGAGUGUGGAACUGGGAUGUUCUGAAGAGCUUUUGACAAUUAUAGCCAUGUUAAGUGUUCCCAAUAUCUGGAGCCGGCCAAGGGAGAAGCAGCAAGAAGCGGAUAAACAUCGUGCGCAGUUUUCGAAUCCAGAAAGUGAUCAUUUGACGCUAUUGAAUGUAUAUACGGCAUGGAAAACUAACAGAUGCUCAGACAAUUGGUGUUAUGAACAUUACAUUCAAGCGCGAGGGCUUCGGAGAGUAGAAGAUGUACGUAAACAAAUACUGAGAUUGAUGGACCGUUAUCGUCAGCCGGUAAUAUCGUGUGGUCGAAAUCGGGAAUUGAUUCUGCGCGCGUUGUGUUCUGGACACUUUACGAAUGUAGCCAAGAGAGACUCGCAUGAAGGAUGCUAUAGAACGACAGUGGAGAAUGCACAAGUGUAUAUGCAUCCCAGUAGUGUUUUGUUUGGUAAACCAGCUGAGUGGGUAAUUUAUCAUGAGUUAAUUCAGACGACGAAGGAGUAUAUGCAUACGGUCAGUACGAUUCAUCCACGAUGGCUUGUGGAGGUGGCACCGACGUUUUUCAAAUUUGCGAAUCCGAACCAAAUAUCCAAGUCGAAAAAGGGACAAAAAGUUGUGCCGCUAUUUAAUCGGUUUGAAAAAGCAGAUGAAUGGAGACUCUCAAAGCAAAAAAGAGGAAGGUAAUGCUAUGGGAAAAUAUUACUUUAUCGUAUUUAGGUAUUUUGAAGCGUUUGAUGAAAGGGAAAGUAGAAAUAUUUUUUAUUUUGGAGGUCUCUACAGUCAUGGAUUUUGGGUUAGAAUUCAAAGGUAUUUAUAAGAAUGUAAGAAUCAGUGGAUGAAUUUGUGAAUCUAGAGCAAAAUAAAAAUUUUUAGGAAAAAGUAUACAAAAAAAUUCAUGGUGCGAAAGAACUUUGUUG
This is a messenger RNA of Schizosaccharomyces cryophilus OY26, 3839 nucleotides long. RefSeq names its product ATP-dependent RNA helicase Prp22. Gene Ontology annotation, cellular component: intracellular anatomical structure; catalytic step 2 spliceosome. Gene Ontology annotation, molecular function: ATP binding; RNA binding. The transcript has 2 exons. The record is from RefSeq and is a predicted model, not a curated record. NCBI's taxonomy places the organism in Eukaryota, Fungi, Ascomycota, Schizosaccharomycetes, Schizosaccharomycetales, Schizosaccharomycetaceae. Bases 94 to 3606 code for a protein of 1170 amino acids. Gene Ontology annotation, biological process: spliceosomal complex disassembly.